Phaethon lepturus (White-tailed tropicbird) is the source of this 2562-nucleotide messenger RNA. It is a transcript of the gene LRRC66, whose product is annotated as leucine rich repeat containing 66. The record is from RefSeq and is a predicted model, not a curated record. Bases 1 to 2562 code for a protein of 853 amino acids. Lineage: Eukaryota; Metazoa; Chordata; Aves; Phaethontiformes; Phaethontidae. Gene Ontology annotation, molecular function: protein binding. The transcript has 4 exons.
AUGGAUAACCUUCACUUGAGUGUCAUAGCUGUGGUCCUUUCCUUUCAUCUUCCUGGAUCAGUGGGAACCAGGUCACAGCAGAUUCUUCUUGAUACACAUCACCAGUCAGGCUGCCGGUGGGAUGGGGAGUUCUCUGUGAACUGCUCUUUUACCGGAAUAUCUACUCUUCCAGAAGAUAUAUCACAAACCGCAAUAACGGCUGAUUUUAGUUACAAUAAUAUUAAAACGUUUCUGUGUGCUGAUGGAAGAGCUGAAGAGUGGAUGCUAAAACACAUGAAUCUCAGUAACAACCUGAUUUCUGAACUUUCCUUAACUACUUGGAGAAAUUUACCUGAUUUAGAAACUCUCAACCUCGCCGGUAAUGCCAUCCACACGCUCACACUGGACAUCCCUACGCCUGCACGUGGGUCUAAAAAGUACGGAAAAGUUGGUCGUCUCCUGCCUGCUUUGAAAGUACUGUCAAUUGAAAGAAAUAAUCUUAAUGCAGUUCCAAGAGGACUAGGCCUGCUGCAAUCUUUACAAACCAUCCAUUUGUCAUCCAAUGGCAUACAACAGAUUGAUCUGAAUGAUUUUCAAAACUGUUCGCAGCUGAAAGACAUCCACUUGCAAAACAACAAGAUAACUAAAAUUCAUCCAGAUGCCUUCAGAGAUCUCAACAAAUUACAGGUUGUAAAGCAAUAUUACAACUGUAAUGGAGUCUCUUGGUGGACACCUAAAGGUAGAAUUUCAAAAGGUAACAGUCUUCCUCAUAUGACACUGGAUAAAAUGAAUAAUUUAGUAUUACACAAUGCCGAGAAAACUGCUGAGGGGGUAUAUUUGUGUAUUUUUAAUACAACAAAGAAGAAAUAUCUCAUCUACAAUAUACAGGUGAAAGAAAGGGUUUCAACAUUUUUGGUUAGAAAAGCCCGGGACACUAAAACUGUUUUUAGACAAGGAAGAACAGAGCAAGACCUUGCGUUGGCUGUCUGCCUCUCUCUGCUCAUUACGUACGUUUGCGCUUUUUGUCUGGGUGCUUUUGCUAGACCCUACCUUGUGAGCCUGUGGAGACUCAUGCACAGGAACAAAAAUUCAGGUUCAGAACAUACUUAUUCUAAUCAAGCUUUUUCAGAUGAAACCUUGAGCAGAGAGUGCUCUGCAAGCAAACCAACAAAUACGCAGCAUAAUUUGUUCAUUUGUGAUGAGAAUUCGUCAAGAAACACAGGCAUUUUUCCUACAGAAACUUCUACUUUGCGUGAAAAUGUCAUUGGUAGCAGUGUACAUGCACCAAACAUGGAACAAGAGUACCAGAAACAAAGCAAUGAUGGGAUCAAUGUGAAGAAAAAACCAGUGUUUUCCGACAUCAAAACUAGUAUCAGCAAUGAUGAAAAUAUAAAUGUUGAUAAUAAUGGACUAUUUUCUGUAGGGAUAGAUUACAAGAACAGCAAUGAAGUAACGCCACGAAAAUUAAUGUGUAACGACAUUUCGUUAUGGAAAGAUUCAAAAUAUGCAAAUAAUGAAGAUUCAGAAAAGAGCAGAUUCCCUCCCACGCCCAGGAGACUGAUGCUGACUCUUACUCCAAUCACACUGACUUUUCAGAUCUUGAUUUAUCCUUCACAGGAGAAACUGGCUUCCCAUUUUCCACAACACAAACACAUAGAGUUGCACAAGAUUCUAGGAACAGCAAGCUGCAAGAGAGAUACAAAUACUGAGAAUGGAAGUGUCUACCAAACAAUAGAAGACUCCCCUCUUACAGAGCACAGCUGUAAAAUGGAACCUACUAAUGAAAAAGAUGCUUCAGCAGAUAUAUUUGGCGAUAGUUCUUCAGAUGAAGGGACUCCAUUCACAGUGAGUGACUGUAGCUCUUUAGCAGACUUCGAACUGGAACAACCUCAUGUUUGUGACAAUGUGCCAGUCUGUCAGUCAUCACUAGAGGAGGCCAAUAUGAACAGUAGAACUGAGAAGUUCUCAAGACUGCCAGAGUCUCCAACCAUUGCUCCUGAACUUCAGCAUAUUGGGGAAAAUGAAGAUGAGAACAAUGCAUAUUUUGACACCACUAUUAAUUAUGAAUCAGAUACCAUCAUGCCUGAAACAGCAUCACCUUACGCUGAUAAAUGUAGUGACCACAUAAGCAUGUCAGAUUCAGACACAAUUAGUUCAAGUCAAAAUGUUCCUGAUAGGUUUGGUUCUUUUACUGAUGCAGAGUUAACAGUACAAAACUGUAUUUCCAAUUCUCGCCACAAUCAACAUACAGAUUUUGGUAAUACAUUACUUUCAUUAAAACAUUCUCCCACGUACGACAGGGAGAACAGUCCUGAAGAGGCUGAACUGCAGCUGCAUCAGUUUCCCAUUAAGCCACAGCAUUCCCUCAGCUUCAGUCCCGCUGAACAAAAAGAAAAUGCACCAGAGGGAAGUACAGACGAGCACACAGAUAGGAACUCCUCUGAAAAGAAUCAUGGUGAAGGUGACAUUACAUUAAGAAGAAACACAAGUACAUCAGAGAACAAUGACUUUAUUUUUGCUCCCGUUGAUACUGUUUUGAAUGAAAUUGUAAAAAAAAACAUUGCUACUGCAUUCCAGCAAUGA